GCCAGUAUGAACAUCCAUUAACAAGGUGGAAUGGGCAGAGUGAAAAGGCGGAGCUGCGCGCCAUCCAGGCCAAGACCUGGUUCCUACUAUAGGGAAACAAGAUUGGAUGCAAGUCUGGGAAGUGACAUCCUGGUCCCUUGGCCCUGUUGCAGGCUCACUCCCACCUGCGUGCAGCCCCACCAUGGAGCCUGGCAGCAUGGAAAAUCUGUCCAUCGUGUACCAGAGCAGCGACUUCCUGGUGGUGAACAAGCACUGGGACCUGCGCAUUGAUAGCAAGACCUGGCGGGAGACCCUGACCCUACAGAAGCAGCUCCGACACCACUUCCCAGAGCUGGCUGACCCUGACACCUGCUAUGGGUUCAGGUUCUGCCACCAGUUGGACUUCUCCACCAGUGGGGCACUGUGUGUGGCCCUGAAUAAAGCAGCUGCGGGCAGCGCUUAUAAAUGCUUCAAGGAACGGCGAGUCACCAAAGCCUACCUGGCACUGGUCCGAGGCCAUGUCCAGGAAAGCCAAGUGACGAUCAACUAUGCCAUUGGCAGGAAUAGCACAGAGGGGCGGACACACACCAUGUGCAUCGAGGGUACUCAUGGUUGUGAGAACCCAAAGCCAAGUCUCACAGAGCUGCUGGUCCUGGAACAUGGGCUAUAUGCUGGUGACCCUGUGUCCAAAGUGCUGCUGAAGCCACUGACAGGCCGGACACACCAGCUUCGUGUACACUGCAGUGCCCUUGGCCACCCUAUCGUGGGUGACCUGACUUAUGGCCAGGCUGAGGGCCAGGAGGACCACCCUUUCCGCAUGAUGCUGCACGCCUUCUACCUACGCAUCCCCACACAGGCUGAGUGCGUUGAGGCCUGUACACCUGACCCCUUCCUGCCUGCCCUUGAUGCCUGCUGGAGUCCCAAUACCUGUGUUCAACCCCUUGAACAGCUCAUCCAGGCCCUACGGACUGACCCUGACCCCGACCCUAUGGGUGGAGGGCCAAGGCCCUGUAGCCCCUCCACCCCACAGCCCAGGCCAGGUCGGCCCCCUCCUGAGACUGAGGCACAGAGAGCAUCGUGCCUGCAGUGGCUAUCAGAGUGGACACUAGAGCCGGACAACUAAAGGCCUCUGGGCUUUGGGGGUUGAGAGCUGCUGGGGGUUUAGCAGCUAGGGAGCCAUGAUUGCUAGAGGACAGGGUACUCGGGCUGUAGGAGAGAUGUCCAGUAGGUAAGUCUUCUCCCAGCAUUCCUCCAGAGGAAGCUACGGCUUUUCCUUCUGGAACAGCUUUCCGCCUCUUCAGCUUCACCCCAGGCUCACCCAAGCCCCUAGCCAGGAAGGGCAAAGCCAUGAGCAAGGAUCCUCCUCCAGGGCCCCACAGUGCCUGAGAAGAGCCACCCUGGCAUUAGCCUACUUGGACUUGGGUCACUUGCAGCCCCCAGCCUGUCUCUUGCUGCCCGCCACUGUCAUGUUGUCCAUGUCCCUUUGCCUUUCCUGAACUCUGCCAGGGCUUCACCUCCUCUGCCUGCAUCUAGCACUAGGCCCCAGUGCAUGGGAGUGUGUUGGGGCAUCUACGGAGGUGUCCUCCAUGCAUGCCCAUCCCUCUAAACCUGGCAUGGAUGCUGCUUCUGCUCUAUGGGCUCCUAGCUGGAGCGUUGACCAUGUCACCACCUGCCUGGCUUCCACAUAGCCAUAGGGUCUCAGUGUCAGCCUUUGGGACCUCUCCUGGGAAGCCUUCUGGGCCUCACCUGUCCGUCACAACACAGCCACAGCACCCUGGCUGCAGCUGAGGUCUAAAGAUUAAGAAUAAAUGUUCAGUGAUCAAUCUUGAAA
This is a messenger RNA of Mastomys coucha (southern multimammate mouse), 1810 nucleotides long. It is a transcript of the gene Rpusd1, whose product is annotated as RNA pseudouridine synthase domain containing 1. The record is from RefSeq and is a predicted model, not a curated record. Gene Ontology annotation, biological process: pseudouridine synthesis. NCBI's taxonomy places the organism in Eukaryota, Metazoa, Chordata, Mammalia, Rodentia, Muridae. The transcript has 6 exons. The coding region runs from base 107 to 1102 and encodes 331 amino acids. Gene Ontology annotation, molecular function: pseudouridine synthase activity; RNA binding.